Molecule: messenger RNA, 3675 nt
Organism: Rhineura floridana
Lineage: Eukaryota; Metazoa; Chordata; Lepidosauria; Squamata; Rhineuridae
Gene: ARHGAP42
Product: Rho GTPase activating protein 42
Exons: 24
Coding region: 422-3046 (874 amino acids)
Biological process (GO): signal transduction
Cellular component (GO): cytoplasm
Molecular function (GO): GTPase activator activity; protein binding
Source: RefSeq, a predicted model, not a curated record
GCGUCCUGAUUGGGCCGGACGACCAGCUCCGCUUUCCCUCUCCCUCCCCCCCAAGCUUUCCUCCAGCGUGUCUCCCUGUUGACCUGGGAGGAGAGUUUUCUUGGCCGGGGGGGGGGAGCGCGGGCAGGGACAGCCCAGAUCUGCCGGAAGACGCCUCUGAGCAGCGUAUCCAGCGAUGCCCCGCUGGCUCGACCCCUGUAACCGGCUGACAGCAGCAGCUCGGGGAAACGACGCGCCACUUUGCCGGAGGAGACCUCGAACGCAGCCGGGGAGAGCGACUUUCUGAACGCGCGGCGGGUUCCCUCGCCCACCUCCCCCCCCCCGGGCUCUGCCUCUUGCACCCGUGUUUUCUCUUCCGCUUCGCUCUUUGUUUCUUUCCCCCGGAGCUGGCAGCGGAGGGGCGCCGCGGCCGCUGCUCGUCAUGGGGCUGCCUACUCUGGAGUUCAGCGAUUCCUACUUGGAUAGUCCGGAUUUUCGGGAGAGACUGAAAUGUCACGAGGUGGAGUUGGAGAGGACCAACAAGUUCAUCAAGGAGCUCAUUAAGGACGGGAGCCUCCUCAUCGGGGCGCUCCGGAAUUUAUCAAUGGCAGUACAAAAAUUUUCCCAGUCACUUCAAGAUUUUCAAUUUGAGUGCAUUGGAGAUGCUGAAACAGACGAUGAAAUUAGCAUUGCCCAGUCAUUGAAGGAAUUUGCCCGGUUACUGAUUGCAGUAGAAGAGGAGAGGAGACGACUGAUCCAGAAUGCUAAUGACGUUUUAAUAGCACCACUGGAGAAAUUUCGUAAGGAGCAAAUAGGUGCAGCAAAAGAAGGAAAGAAGAAGUUUGACAAAGAAAGUGAAAAGUAUUAUUCAACGUUAGAGAAGCACUUAAAUAUAUCCGCAAAGAAGAAGGAGUCACACCUCCAAGAUGCAGACUCACAGAUUGACAGAGAACACCAGAAUUUUUAUGAAGCAUCGUUAGAAUAUGUCUUUAAAAUCCAAGAAGUGCAAGAGAGAAAAAAGUUUGAAUUUGUUGAGCCUCUUUUGGCAUUUCUUCAGGGAUUAUUUACUUUUUACCAUGAGGGAUAUGAGCUGGCCCAGGAGUUUGCACCAUACAAGCAACAGCUGCAGUUCAACUUACAGAAUACACGGAAUAAUUUUGAAAGCACGAGGCAGGAAGUAGAACGACUUAUGCAGAGAAUGAAGUCCGCCAGCCAGGAUUACAGGCCACCAAGCCAGUGGACAAUGGAAGGGUACCUCUACAUACAGGAGAAACGACCUCUAGGAUUCACCUGGAUAAAACAUUAUUGUACCUAUGACAAAGGGACAAAAGCAUUCACAAUGAGCAUUUCUGAAGCAAAAUCUGGAGGGAAAGUAAAUGGUCUUGUGCCAAAUACACCAGAAGUGUUCAAGUUGAAAUCCUGCAUCCGGAGAAAGACGGAUUCAAUUGACAAGCGCUUCUGUUUUGACAUUGAAGUAGUUGAAAGGCAUGGGAUCAUUACACUGCAAGCUUUUUCUGAAUCUAACAGGAAGCUAUGGCUGGAAGCAAUGGAUGGGAAAGAACCAAUUUAUACUUUGCCAGCUAUUAUUAGCAAGAAAGAAGAAACAUUCCUAAAUGAAGCUGGUUUUAACUUCGUAAGGAAAUGCAUCCAUGCAGUGGAGACGAGAGGUAUCACAAUCUUGGGGUUGUACAGAAUAGGUGGCGUGAAUUCCAAAGUUCAGAAACUGAUGAAUACCAUAUUUUCUCCGAAAUCUCCUCAUGACAUGGACAUCGAUUUGGAAAUGUGGGACAAUAAAACUAUAACAAGUGGGCUGAAGAACUACCUCAGGUGUCUUGCAGAGCCAUUGAUGACCUACAAGUUACACAAGGAUUUCAUUGUUGCCGUUAAGUCUGAUGACCAAAAUUACAGGGUGGAAGCAGUCCAUGCACUCAUUCACAAACUGCCAGAGAAAAAUCGAGAGAUGCUGGACAUCCUGAUCAAGCAUUUGGUCAAGGUAUCAUUACAUAGUCAGCAAAAUCUCAUGACCAUCUCCAACCUUGGUGUUAUUUUUGGCCCCACACUGAUGAGAGCCCAGGAGGAGACCGUGGCUGCAAUGAUGAACAUCAAGUUUCAGAAUAUUGUGGUUGAGAUUCUCAUCGAGCAUUAUGACAAGAUAUUCCACACAGCCCCAGACCCCAACAUCCCUCUUCCACAGCCUCAAUCCCGGUCAGGCUCAAGAAGGACAAGAGCAAUCUGCCUCUCCACAGGCUCUCGCAAACCCAAAGGACGGUAUACCCCAUGCCUGGCAGACCCAGAUACGGAUUCAUACAGCAGCAGUCCGGACAGCACACCCAUGGGCAGCAUAGAAUCACUUUCAUCUCACUCAUCAGAACAAAACAGCACCACAAAACCUGCAUCUUCUCAGCCCAGGGAAAAAGCUGGAGCGGUUCCAUGGAUUGCCUCGCCCCCAUCAUCCAACGGACAAAAAAAUUCAGGCCUUUGGACCCCAAAUCCUGAAUCUUCCUCAAAGGAGGAUGCAGCAAAAACGGACUUGGAAUCUGACUGUCAGAGUGUUACCUCUAUCACCAGUCCAGAGAACAUGACUCCACCAAUAGACCUGACCAAAAGAGGUCUAUAUAGUCUCUCUGGAACGAAAUGGUCAGUGGCUUCAUCCAUCCGGUCAAUCCCUUCGACUGAAGGUAUCAAAAGCUGCAGUGGUUCAGUACAGAGCUUAACUUCUCUCAAUGCCAAGGAGACGCCAAAGGUCCCAGUAAAUCCAGACCUACCCCCCAAAAUGCGCAGAAGACUACGACUGGAUACGACAUCAAGUAAUGGCUAUCAGAGACCAGGGUCUGUGGUAGCUGCAAGAGCCCAGCUGUUCGAAAGUGGUUGCUCACUUAAACAGACUCCUCCAGGAAGGCAAGCCAAAGCGAUGUAUUCCUGCAAGGCUGAACACAGUCAUGAACUCUCCUUUCCUCAGGGGGCCAUAUUUUCCAAUGUGUACCCAUCUGUGGAACCAGGAUGGCUCAAAGCAACAUAUGAAGGCAAAACAGGACUUGUUCCAGAGAAUUACGUUGUCUUUCUCUAGUAAUACUUAGCAGACAGCAGCAUCUUCAUGGUAUCCAUGGUAACAAGCAAUAAGCACUGUGAUUUUUUUUAAUCUGACACAAAUAUGGGGGUCUGCCUGUUAGCCCUGUGUGUGGUAGAUUUCCUUCAACUUCUGCAACUGCAGACUAUGUUGCUCCUUAUAAAUGGAACAAAUCUAAUGGAAAUAGUCAACAGGGUUUGUUUUGUUUGGAAUUGAAAAUGGUACUGUUUCAGUCAUCUGCUGUUGGUAAUUGGAAAUUCAUGUUCUUUUUUAUUUUUGAACAAGAAAUUAAAUCAGCCAAAGAUAAGAAGCUGAAAUGAAUUAACAUUGUUUGGGAAACCUGCUUCUUUUUUCCAGCUGAGCAAUUGAUUCUCGAUUGGUCUCAGUCAUUUCACGGCAGUCUUUGAUCUACUUUAUUAUUUAAACUUUUAAUAAAUGUCCACAGAGACCACACUGUGCAGGUGCAAUGCAUGUAAUUUUAGGGCUACAAACACAAUUUUAGUUUGAGCACCAAUUUAAUCUAAGUGUGCUUUUCAUUUUCAAAAGGUAUUUUUAAAUACAAUGUAUUGUGUGUAUGUUCACUGCUUUGUGUUUUAUCCAUAUAAUUAUUAAUAAAUUAUAUUUAUAGA